AUGGGUGCAGUGGAGCGACUGGUGCUAUCACCCUGGGAAAAGUGGACUGCACACGGCCGAUUCCCGUACAAGUUGACGCUGCACGUAGCGCUGGUUUUGCUCACCUUUGCCCAGAUGCAGCUCUACGACGCGCAGAAUGCCGCCUACAUGCGCGCUUCACAUCGAAAUUGGGCAUUCUUCUUUCUGCCUCCUGCUGCAGACAUUGGUGUCGUCAGACCACGCUUCCAGCGGGAUUUCUACACAAUCAAUCGCACGAUGACGGCGGUUCACUACCUACGUGACGCCUACUUCUCUAUCGGCAACGACUCUGUUGCCAACUACGAGUACUUACGCACUUCUUCUGGCGACAUCCAACCGCUUAAGCUAACGGUCGAUCGAGUUCUACCACAGGGCGAUUUAGAAACGCGACAAUAUCUUGUCUCUCAAGAUGAAGAAAGUGUGGGGCCCUUCAACCCAAAGAUGUCGUUGUGGCAGAAAAAACAUUUGUUUCGAUCGUUACGCGCCCUCAAGUUUUCGUUCCCACUGCGUGACCAUCAGUUCGGAAAUUUCUAUGAAGAAUGUUUCGAAUGGCAAGUGAAUGUCAGGUUCGAAGUCAUUGAAAGCGCUCAGAUUCAUGCACAACUGGAGGACUGCGAAGUUUCACGCUGUGCUAGCACGCACCCACGUCCGUUCUGGGCUACAGCCAAGCAGAGUUUUGUGUGGCUGCACGUGGUUAUUGUAGUCGUUUCAAUCUUGUACAUGAUGCUCAGCCUCAAGGCCCUGCGGCGAUCAUUCCAGGUUGUGGCUCGAGCCAGGGGAUCUUGGGGUGAGAUCCCAUUAUCGCUCAAGCUUAAACUCCUGAACGGCUUACAAGUGAUUGUAUUUACCUCGCUGGCGCUUCUACUUGCGAGUACCAUGUGGAGCUUACUUUUUCUAGAGGCGCAUAUGCCGAUUCGAUUUUGGCAUCGAUUGUUGCAUGCGACAGCGUUGCUUUUGCUCUGGAGCUCCCUCGUGGGAUACUUGGAGCAUAACCAGCAUAUCUAUUCGAUUGUGCUUACGCUCAACUGGGGAACACCACGCGUGCUGCAGUUCUUAUUGGGCGUAUCCCCAAUUUUCUUUGGAUAUGCUCUUUUCGGAACGAUCUACUUUGGAAACAAAAUCGAAGAGUUCGGAACACUGAGUGCUUCGAUGAUUACUCUGUUCUCGCUCAUGAAUGGAGAUAUUAUCAUGGACACUUUUGACGCAAUGGAGCUUCACCAGUUUACCGUAUCCGGGAAGGUGUUCCUGUACUCGUUUAUCUCGCUCUUCAUGUAUGUGGUCCUGAACAUCUUUAUUGCCAUCGUCGAGGAGGCCUUCUUCGCGACACAAUCGACUCGUCGUCGCCUUAGUAACUUGCUGUCAGACCCUAGCAUAUCCGGUAUCAACGUUACCAAGGGAUCUGACAUCUCUGCAGAAAUGUUGCGAUCCUUACUUCAGCUAAUGGACUCUGAAUGA
Molecule: messenger RNA, 1473 nt
Organism: Phytophthora infestans T30-4
Lineage: Eukaryota; Oomycota; Peronosporomycetes; Peronosporales; Peronosporaceae
Product: mucolipin-like protein
Exons: 6
Coding region: 1-1473 (490 amino acids)
Cellular component (GO): membrane
Molecular function (GO): NAADP-sensitive calcium-release channel activity
Source: RefSeq, a predicted model, not a curated record